AUGGAUGCUUCAAAUAGGAAGAAUGGGGAAGUGGAUGAUAAAGCUUUUGUAAGAAAUUUUGGGAAGCGAUCGGUAACGGGAAAAAAUAACCUGGUAACAAGAUACCGAGAUUAUUUUACUGGAAAAUUCCAAGGGAAAUUUAGGAAAAGUGAUCGCUUGGAUCAGAACUCUUUACCAAAGGAGAAUACCAAGUCGAAAUCAGAGCCAGUUUCAACAUCUCAAUUACAAUAUCAACCACAAAUCACAACCGAAAUCAUGUCUGCUGAAUCAUCCUCAACCCAGCCUGUCUGGACAUCUGAUACUUCCAAAACAAAACCAACAAUCAUUUCUGACAUCGAAUCUGCAACUCAUAGCAUCCAAGCCAUCUUCCGAGAUCUCAAAUCCAUCACUCCAGAGGAUGCAAAUACUUUACUCCAACUCUUCUCUUCGGAGAUCAAGGGUGUCCAAAAUGACAAUACGCUUCUUCUAGAAAAGACAGUACAAUUGCUAUCUUCUCAACCAGAAACUUCAGGAAUUGGAAAAAGUCUAACAGCAAGUUUUGUGAAUACUCUUUGGGAUGCUCUACCGCAUCCACCUAUGAGGAGUUUGGAUAAGAAAUAUAUGUAUAGGGAUGCAGAUGGUGGGAAUAAUAAUAUUCGGAUGCCCGAUUUAGGGAGAGCGGGGACGGCUUAUGCAAAGAAUGUUAAUGCUGUGAGAAUGAAGAAGAAGGAUUUACCUGAUCCGGGAGAGCUUUUUGAUAGUUUGAUGAGGAGAGGUGGAAUAGAUGGAGAAGAGCCGUUUAAAGGGAGUCCGACGGGUAUCAGUAGUCAGUUGUUUUAUUUGGCUACGAUUAUUAUUCAUGAUCUCUUUCUUACGGAUCAUGAAGAUAUGACUAAGUCCAAGACGAGUAGUUAUUUGGAUCUCUCACCUCUCUAUGGCUGCAAUCAAGAAGAGCAAAAUGCAAUUCGAACAUUUGAAGAUGGUAAACUCAAACCAGAUUGUUUCUCCUCAAAAAGAAUCUUAGGAUUUCCCCCUGGUGUGGGAGUUUUCUUAAUUAUGUUCAAUCGAUUCCAUAAUUAUGUUGUGGAAAUGCUUGCUCAAAUUAACGACAAUGGCCGUUUCACCAAGCCCAAGCCAGAGGCGGAAAAAUCUGCUUUUGAUAAGUACGACAACGAUCUCUUCCAGACAGGUAGACUUGUUACUUGUGGCUUGUAUGUCAAUAUCGUUUUGAAGGAUUAUGUCCGUACGAUUUUAAAUCUCAAUCGUACAACUUCGAAAUGGGAUUUAGAUCCGAGAGUUGAGGAGGCAAAGAAUCUUUUGAGUAAUCCUGCUGCCGAGGGGGUGGGAAAUCAAGUCUCUGCUGAAUUUAAUUUGAUUUACCGUUGGCACUCAGCUAUCUCUCAAAAAGAUGAAGAAUGGACCAACGCAGAAUACACCAGACUCUUCCCUAAUAAAAGUCCAGCUGAUGUCACGCUUCCCGAACUUCUCAGAGGUCUUUAUACGAUGGAGGCGGAACUUCCUACCGAUCCUUCUCAACGCUCUUUUGCAAACCUUACCCGUCUUCCCGAUGGAUCAUAUGAUGAGGGAUCUCUCGCAUCAAUUUUCCAAUCAUCAGUAGAAGACCUUUCUGGUGCCUUUGGUGCCGCAAAUGUUCCACCUAUCAUGCGUUCUAUCGAAAUUCUCUCCAUCAUACAAAGUCGUUCUUGGAAUAUGUGCACGCUCAAUGAAUUCCGUUCUUUCGUGGGAUUGACACCUCAUAAGUCAUUUGCCGAUAUAAAUCCAGAUCCUAUCAUUGCAAAACGAUUGAAGGAAUUUUAUGGCAGUCCUGAGGAUCUGGAAUUGUAUCCGCGGGUGGUCGUCAGGAAAACUAAACCCCCCGUGGUACCCGGUAGUGGUUUGUGUACAGGAUAUAAUGAAGUACAAUUCGAUACCAAUAUCGAUGAUGGUGCUGUGCUUUACAAAUUAGUCCUUCGAGCUUUCCCGAACUACUUUGAGGGAAAUUCUAUAUAUGCUCAUUUUCCAUUCACAACACCUGAAGUUAACCGUGAGAUUCAAAAGAGCUUGGGAAGAGAGGGGUUGUAUAGUUGGGAAGUUCCAAAAAAGAAGGCAGAGCUGUCGAGCGUGCAGACUUGGGAUGAAUGUAAGGGGAUUUUGGAGGAUUCGGUUAAUUGGAAGGUAACAUGGGGUCCACCAAUCUCUGUUUUGACUUCGCAAGAAUCUAGCGACUCUUCAAAAACCGACAGUUCACCCGCUGUUCUACCCUUCUGUCUCGCAGGUGAUGCUCCUGUAAAUGCUACCUCUCGCUCUCUUAUAAUAUCUUCUUUCUAUAAUCUUCCAACUGGUCAUGAUCAUAAAAAUGAUAAAGAACAUCCGGAUUGGUCAUCUGCACUCAAUCAGUUCUACACGGAUAAUACGGCCGAUUUGUUCGAAAAACAUAAAGUUCUCAUUCCGACUGUUAGCACCUCCGCUUCUACCAAUGAAACUAGCACAAUCAGCAAAACCUACAGAGUUGACAUCGUAUCCGACAUCUGCAAUCGCGUCUUUACUCGUUUUGCAGCUGGUGUUUUCGAUAUCCCACUGAAACUCGGAAUGGGAAAUACAGUCGACGUGAACAUAACUACAGACCCCGAAGAAGGAUACACAGAAGAAGAAUUAUAUGACUCACUUUCCGUUGCAUUCAUCUGUAUCUUCAACAAUCUCGACGUUACGAAAUCUUUCGCAGUAGAUCAACAAGCUCGAGCUAUAGCUAAGAAACUUGGAGAUAUUUUGAUGGAGAGGACGAAGGAUGGGAAGAUUGGUGAAGCUUUUGAUGGGUUGAAGGAUAAGUUGCAUAGUUUGGUUUUUGAUGAUAAGACUGAGAGACAUGUUGAAGGGUGGGUUCAGAAGGAGAAGGAAAGAUUGGCGUUGAAGGGGUAUGGGAGGGAAAUGGUUGAGAGGUUUAUAGAGGGGGGGAAGAAGUCUUCCAACUUCAGCAGCAAUGACGGCAAAUCAAUCUCAGCUUCUUUCUCAAGUUAUAGAUUAUUACCUUAUUUCCUCGAAGCAACCCGAAUCCACGGAAACGUCGCCUUACUCCGUCUUUACUCCCCAUCUCAAACCACUUCUCAAACCCCCACAUCCACAUCCCCAUCCAAAUCCACCACCUACACCCCAGGAACCGUCUACCUCCUCAACCUCCCCCUCGCUCAACACGACCCUACCGCCUUCCCGGACCCAGAAACCGUCAAGCUCGAUAGAAAUCUAAAUUCCUACCUCACAUUCGGACAGGGAAGACAUGAAUGUUUGGGAAAAAAUGCUGCAUUGAUGGGUAUGUUGAGGGUGUUUAGGAUUAUUAUUGGUUUGAAGGGUUUGAGACUUGAUGUGGGGAAGAAUGGAAUGGUGAGUGGAGGGAUGAAGAGUGUAGGACAAGGAUUGGAAUUGGGUACCAGUACUCUACUCUUUCCUAACAUCUCACUCACUCUCACUCUCACUCUUACUCCUAGUUAUUUACUUUCAAAAAGUGCGAAAAAAAGACUGGAUGAGAAGAAGAAGAAGAAGAAGAAAGGUUUUGAAGAAAGUAUGAAGUAA
Molecule: messenger RNA, 3543 nt
Organism: Sclerotinia sclerotiorum 1980 UF-70
Lineage: Eukaryota; Fungi; Ascomycota; Leotiomycetes; Helotiales; Sclerotiniaceae
Exons: 10
Coding region: 1-3543 (1180 amino acids)
Biological process (GO): response to oxidative stress
Molecular function (GO): peroxidase activity; monooxygenase activity; oxidoreductase activity, acting on paired donors, with incorporation or reduction of molecular oxygen
Source: RefSeq, a predicted model, not a curated record